AUGGCUUUCAGGGGGGCCGAAGGUAGAUCCAGAGGUCUACUUUGUGCUUGGAAUAAAAACAAAUUUGUGGCGACAAGCACGUGGGAUACGGCGGGAGCAGUGAUCGUGCAAGGGAAUGGAGUCGAAAGCAACCAAAGCUUUUGUCUCAUUAAUGUGUAUGCCCCUCAAGCUUCUGCUGAAAAGGGUGAUCUUUGGGACAAAUUACAGAUUGUGGCGGCACAGAAUAAGGAUAGAUGUGUUUGCAUUAUGGGGGAUUUCAAUGUUAUUCGGGAGGCAAGUGAAAGGGCUGGGAGAGGUGAGUCUUUUGGCACUUCUGAUAUGUCGAGAUUCAACAAUUUCAUUCGGGACAGUGAGUUGUGUGAAGUUAGGACACAAGGUAGGCGAUUCACUUGGUAUCAAGCAAAUGGGGGGUGUAAAAGCAAACUUGACAGGUUUCUGAUCAAUGAUUUUUGGAAUGUCUCAUGGCCAUCUUCGGUGGGCAGGUGUCUUCAGAGGCCGGUCUCUGAUCAUUGUCCAAUAUUACUCUCGACAAAGACGGUGGAUUGGGGGCCAAAACCGUUUCGAUUUAUCAAUGCAUGGACUUCUCACCCGGAGUUCCUCCCCGUCGUUCAGAAUGUUUGGGAUGAGCAGAAUGUUGAGGGAUGGGGCUGGUUUGUUUUCAAGGAGAAAUUGAAAAGGACGAAGUUUGCUCUGAAAGAAUGGAAUAAGAACUGUUUUGGUCUCUUCGAUAAUGAGAUCGACCGGGGAAAGGAAUAG
Messenger RNA from Salvia miltiorrhiza (redroot sage), 756 nucleotides. RefSeq lists its product as uncharacterized. NCBI's taxonomy places the organism in Eukaryota, Viridiplantae, Streptophyta, Magnoliopsida, Lamiales, Lamiaceae. The record is from RefSeq and is a predicted model, not a curated record. Gene Ontology annotation, molecular function: catalytic activity. The transcript has a single exon. Bases 1 to 756 code for a protein of 251 amino acids.